Platichthys flesus (European flounder) is the source of this 2474-nucleotide messenger RNA. It is a transcript of the gene p4htmb, whose product is annotated as prolyl 4-hydroxylase, transmembrane b. Lineage: Eukaryota; Metazoa; Chordata; Actinopteri; Pleuronectiformes; Pleuronectidae. Gene Ontology annotation, biological process: peptidyl-proline hydroxylation to 4-hydroxy-L-proline. Gene Ontology annotation, cellular component: endoplasmic reticulum. Gene Ontology annotation, molecular function: procollagen-proline 4-dioxygenase activity; L-ascorbic acid binding; iron ion binding. The record is from RefSeq and is a predicted model, not a curated record. The transcript has 9 exons. The coding region runs from base 510 to 2051 and encodes 513 amino acids.
CAGCUCCUUCGGUGGCGUUCAAACUAGAGAAUAUAGGGUCACGAUCGGUUUUGUUUGGUCACGGUCACACAUGCAUCGCUCAUUUUGAAGGAUGAUGACUUCCCCUCGGCUUUACGGAGCGGUUUUGUGAGAGGAGCCGCUGCGCUGCGCUCGCGGAUGCGCAGUGCGCUUUGCUGCUGGCUGCUGGUGCUGCAGUGUAAACAACACUGACACCGGCCAGUGUCUGCCGCGCCGAUGCGAGAAGAGAUUCAUCCCAUCCAGACGAGUCCGGGUCAGGGACGACUUCUUAGUUUCAACGAGCAGAUUUUUUGAAUUAUGAGCAACCUGCGCUCUUUUUCUCUGUGCGUAACGACGUCUCAAAGACUGGCACUGGCCUGAGCGCUCCUCGAGGAUUAUCUUUUUGUUUUUAAAUCAAACUUGAUCUGUCGCUUUGGAGCAUCCAGCGUUUCAUUCAGUCGUUUUGGGAUUGAUUACAUGGACUUUGAGGAAGCACCGACUCCUUUCUUCCAAUGACCGACGACCAGGAAACCUCAGACUCGGAGGACACCACUGCGUCCGGGAGCGCGACCUUGCCGCCGCAUCUCCGGCCGCCGAGCGAGCGCCUCCAAUGCAGCAAGAGCAGCGUGUGCUCCCGCUCCUACUUCGUGGUGGUGAUGGUGUUUUUCCACGUUUACAUCAUUAACGUCAUCGCACUGCUGUUUUACGUGCACUACAUCAGCGGGCAGGACGACGCGAGCCCGAGUCGCGACGCCCCCAGCAGCGACCAUCGCCACCAGCAGCAGCAGCAGCCGCACCAGCAGCAGCCGCAGGAGCAGCCACGCACCGAGUCCCAACGUCCGCCAUCAAAAUCUGAGUUCCUGCGUGAUGUGUCCCUCACUAGGAUCGAGGGGAUUAGGGUGGGACAUGUCCAGCCUGUGUCACUGGUGCCAGGCAAAGUGCACGAAAUGCGGACCCUGAGUUUGAAACCUCUGCUGUUUGAGAUCCCUGGGUUCCUGUCAGACGAUGAGUGCCGUGUCGUGAUGCAGCUGGCUCAGCUGAAGGGUCUGAUGGAAAGUCAGCUGAUGGUGCAGGAUGGUCAGGAGGACCUGGCCAAGGAGCUCAACCUCAGCCCAGAAGAGAUCUUCAACCUUCUUGAUAUCAACCAGGAUGGACAGUUGCAGCUGCGUGAGAUACUCACUCAUUCUCGAGUGAGAGACGGGAUUUGGCUCACGCCGGAGAACCUGCGGGAAAUCUAUGCCGGGCUCAAAGCUGACAAGGACGGUAACGGAUUGCUUAGUCUGGAAGAGUUCAGGCUUCUGAGCAACGAUGCCUUCCAGCGCUUCCUGCUGCAGCGAGGCGUGAAGCGGAGUCAGCUGGUGAGAAACAGCAGACACACGUGGCUGUACCAGGGCAAAGGAGCACACCAGGUCCUCCAAGACAUCAAGACGAGGGUGACCCGCCUCACCCGGCUCCCAUCCACAUUAGUGGACCUCAGCGAGCCGCUCCAGGUGGUUCGCUAUGAAGAGGGCGGGCACUACCACGCCCACCAUGACAGCGGUCCCGUCUAUCCCGAAACCGCGUGCACGCACACACGACUUGCGGCCAACACCUCCACCCCUUUUGAGACGUCUUGCAGGUACAUCACAGUUCUCUUCUACCUGAACUCUGUUGAGGGGGGCGGGGAGACCGCAUUCCCUGUGGCAGACAACAGGACCUAUGAUGAAGUGUCUCUCAUACAGAACGACGUGGAUCUUUUGGACACCAGGAGGAAUUGUGACAAGAGUAACCUGAGGGUGAAGCCCACCAAAGGGACGGCUGUGUUCUGGUACAACUACCUUUCCGAUGGCAAAGGUUGGGUGGGCGAGCAGGAUGAAUACGCCCUGCAUGGCGGCUGUGUGGUCACCCAUGGCACCAAGUGGGUCGCCAACAAAUGGAUCAACAUUGACCCGGAUUACCAGCGGCAGGCUCGCUUUCAGCAUCUGGUAUCACGGCAGCCAGAGGAAGAGGAGGAUGAUGAAGGUCUGACUCUGAAGUCGGACAUACAGAGCGCCAACAUCCAUCAAGACUUAUAAUUAGCUCAUAGACCAAAUUUAUAUAUAUAUAUAUUUAAAAAAAUCUACUUAGCCUUCCUGAGUCCUGUGCACAAUGUUUUUGGUAACAUCCUCUGUGGCCAGUAUGUAGGGACAAGAUUUAUUCAGGGAACGAAGUCACAGCUGGUUUAUGCAACUGUAAAGAGAUGCUUUUGCUAAAAUGUUGGUCCCAUAUUGUUAAUCGUGUUAUUUUUUAAUCAACUGAUAUUUCCCAGUGUAGGAAUGUUGCACUAGAAACUCAUAAAAGGUGUUGAGACGGAAAAAAGCCCCAUUAUUUUGCAUGUGUUAGUUUAUUGAGGUUUUGCUGUUGCUCUGAGCAAAAAUUGCACUUGAAAAUUGAAAUGGCUUCUGUUAACAUUUCAAUGUCCUACCUUGUUAUGCUGUCAUUACCAAAAAAGGCUCCAA